This is a messenger RNA of Metopolophium dirhodum (rose-grain aphid), 1047 nucleotides long. RefSeq lists its product as uncharacterized. The record is from RefSeq and is a predicted model, not a curated record. Lineage: Eukaryota; Metazoa; Arthropoda; Insecta; Hemiptera; Aphididae. The transcript has 7 exons. Bases 1 to 1047 code for a protein of 348 amino acids.
AUGCUAGUUGAACUAAUCGAACCCUACAAACACAUAAUUGAAAACAUAAAGACUGAUGCUUUUAACGUAAAACAUAAAAACAAAACUUGGGAAAUUAUUGUCUCAGAUUACAAUAGCCAACAAACAUCUGGGAUUAGAACAUGUAAGCAAUUAAAAACCGCGUAUGACAUGGCCAAAAGGCAAGCAAAAAAAUCAAUGAGUGAUGAUAAAGUGUUAAUGUAUAAACUUACAAAACAAUUCACGGAUGAAGAACAGUCCAUGGUUCUGGACUUGGUCAAAACUCAUUGUUUCAUCUAUUGUAAGUUGUCUGUACUAAGUGGGCAUCAAUUUGAAAAGGAUGAAGCAUGGUCAAAUAUUGUUGAAACUUUUAAUUUUCACCAAACAUCAGGUACAAGAACAUUAGAUGAAAUCAAAUAUUUAUUUGAACAUUUAAGUAAAACGGCCAAAAGUGAAAAUAAAAAUGAUAAAAUUGAAAGAUUUAAAACUGGCGGAGGACAGUACAAAAAAAGUAUGAACCACUUAAGCGAGCAAGUAAUUGCAGUAAUUGAAGACCGAAUUACUCCAUUAUUCAAUGCACAUGAUGAUGAUUAUGGCUAUGCUGAUCCAAUGAACGCUGAUAGAUGUAUUCAGAAUGUACAAGAUGAUGUGGAAAUUGUUGAAUUUGUGGAUGGAGUUGAAGAAAUCGAUAUCACAGCAGAUAACUCACUUCCUCCUUCUCGUGAAUUCAAUUGGGCUAUGUUUAAUAUAGAAACUGAAACAUCAACAUUACCAAAUAACAGUUACCAGUCAACAGCUAUAAAUGAGUUAAAUCAAAUAAAAACAACCAAAGAUACUGCGGUUAAAAAAGGUUCAUUACAAAAAUCUGUCUGUGAUGGUCUACAAGAAUUUGCCAAAAAAAAAAUUAAUAAAGUAUGUGCUCAACAAAAAUUUUCACUAGAUAUCCAAGAUAUAAAAAAUAAAAAAGCAAAGAACACUGAACUUACUUUCAAAAAAAUAGAAUUUAAUUCAAAAAUAAGGCAACUAGAAUAUUACAAGAGGACAUUUUAA